This is a messenger RNA of Musa acuminata AAA Group (dessert banana), 5073 nucleotides long. RefSeq names its product actin-related protein 2/3 complex subunit 2B-like. Gene Ontology annotation, molecular function: actin filament binding; structural constituent of cytoskeleton. Bases 10 to 1122 code for a protein of 370 amino acids. The record is from RefSeq and is a predicted model, not a curated record. Gene Ontology annotation, biological process: actin filament polymerization; Arp2/3 complex-mediated actin nucleation. The transcript has 10 exons. NCBI's taxonomy places the organism in Eukaryota, Viridiplantae, Streptophyta, Magnoliopsida, Zingiberales, Musaceae. Gene Ontology annotation, cellular component: actin cytoskeleton; Arp2/3 protein complex.
CCCACAGAUAUGGCAUUCUUCAACAGGGUGUCACCUGCACUGGUGGAAAUCCUGAACAAGUUGCAGAGUGGUGAAAGCUUAACAGACUUCGAUCAUAACCUAUAUGAAUAUGGCUCAGUUCGAUACAAUAUCCAGGCAUCGGCAUCAAGUCCACAAAUUGUUAACUUGUCCACAUGGAUGCCACCACUUUCUCCAGAGUUCUCUUCAGAUUGUCUACCUGACUGUGCCCUACUAGAUGUCAAAAGGGUAUAUCUUGAUUCUGCAGAAGUAGUGGAACCUUCGAAGCAAGGUUAUAUGCUUACUCUCAGAAUCGACUUUGCGGCACUUCCACAGAGAAAAGAAGAUCGGAUGAAGGCUAUCAGCGAGAUCUCCUCAUUACACGCAGUCAUACUGAGUUCACAAAUGAAGGAUAUGUUGUGGAACCUUGAACCCAGGUACAUGGGCAAUGGCAUGUGCAACCCAAUCAAGAUUGUCCAUCAGCUGAAAGAGCCCUUCUUUGUCAUCAAAAUGCUGGAGAAGACAACCGUGAUAUAUCCCAUGCGCUUCAAAGAUGAUACGGAUGUAAUUCUGGCAACAUCAUUCUUUCAGGAACUAGUAGAUGUUAGCAAUUUAGAAGCACACUACAAAGCACCACGUUGCACCUGGUCACCAAUCCCUCCUCUGGAGUUGAGAGGAGAGCCAUUCCAAUAUCUGACAACAAAUGGAGGAUUUGUAUCUCUAGAAAUUUUCUCACAACACAUCAGAGGUACAAAGGCAGACAAUACUGUCUGGAAUUUACUGACUUUCGUUUCCUAUGUAAAGUAUCAUGUAAAGUGCACCAGAGGCUUUAUCCAAAGAAAGAUGAGGCAGCGUCAGGAAAGCUUAACUGAGGUAAUAAGAAGUGCAAGAAUCAGAGGAGAUGAAGAUGUCAAAAAACAUCAAAUCGGUGGUCACAAAAAUGUUAAGAAAUUGAUGAAUUUCUCAAGAUCAAAGAUGUUCAAAAAGAGGUAUACAAUCAUAACUAACAAAAUCAAGAAAUUCCACUAUCGGAUCAGAAUAAAGUGGCUACUACAUCGGUUUCGACGGCAAUGGCUUAGAGUUCAAAAGAUCCCUUUGUUGAGGAAGUACAGAAAAUUAGAUUAAGCAUCAUCAGCUUCCCAAAUAAACCAGUAUAACAAAUUAAGUUGUGUAAGUCCCUGGCAGAUCUCCAUCAACAAGUGAAAUUUUACAUUUUAAUUUUUAAGCAUGAAAAAAUAUGCUUGGAGUUCAAUUCUUUGAUUUCCUUGGGUAGGAGGAGCAAAAGGAAUGGCUUUUGACGCAUCUCAUCUUGAAAACAAAGGAUUCAUGUCAGCAUUCAGGUAUAUGCUGGCAUAAAUUGUGUUGAAGAAAAAAAAUAUAGUUCCAUGCUUUAGAAAUGGUCAAACUCUCAAACAGCACUUAUGAACAGCCAAUAUUUUCUGCUUACUGGAGUGGGGCUGUAACUUUGAUUGUGUGGCCCUUGUAUGCUAUGAUUGCUCGUGAGGUAUCAGUAUAUAAUUAUGGAGCCCAAAAUGCUUCUCCAAACACACUAUGACAAGGAUAAGACAGAAUGACAGAUUACAGGUAAAACAAAAAAGCUAUGGCCUGUAAAGGCUGAUUAAUUUUAUGCAGACCAGCAUGCAUAAUCUACUUUCAGAGGCUAAUAUGAAUGAGCCCAUUGCUGUGAACACUGCUCUCUCAUGAUGUUAGCCUCAAGGUGAUACCCUUUAUGAACCAAUACAUUUUGAGCUUCAGCUGAACCCUAUCUGGAUCACUGGAAACAAUAGAGACCGUUCAGUCUCAAUCUGAAGUUCACUUACAAUCAGUGUCUUAAAGAUCUUGUCUACCAUUAUUCUUUUCUGUUGUACAAUCUCCAAUAUCUUAAAGAUACUAUUCCUUGCAGUGAGGAAUUGUUCUUGACAAACAGAAUGAGUAUGAUAUGGAAGAUUUUUUACAGGUAAUCAUAGAUUAUAAAAUUUAGUAGACUUCUAACUAUUUUGAACUGUCUAACGGUCAAAAUAAAGCUUUCAGAAAAGUGGCACAUGCUCCACUGUCAUUGUUAGUAUUGUGUCAAUGAUGGUUCUAAUCUAUCCUUGAAGAUCCAGUCUCAUUAUUUGGUCCAAGAAAUGUGGAUGGCGUAACUAUUUGCAGAUGGUUCAGCCAAGUGCAGUGAGGGUUGGCAAUGAUCCUUAGAUCAGCUUCUAGUUUUUCCUCGUUGUAUUAAGCACUAUAUCAACUGCCAUUAGACUCGAAGUCCUUGGGAUGCCAACGAGAAAGAAACAAAUCUUGUUGGAAGUGCAAUGCAUAUAAUGAAAUCCAAAUGGUAUUAUAUCAUUGUUGUAAUACCCUUUUGUUUUUCUGUCACUAACUCGAAAAACUAUAUUUGACACACACCUCACAAAUUAUUAUUUACUUCUUAUUUGGAUUUAUACCUUGAUAUGGAAGUCAUUCCAUCAAUCAUUUUUUGUUUCGUAGUUCUAAUACAAAUAAAUUUGUUCAAUCUAUAUUUAAAAUUAAAACUAAUAUGAAAUAGAUCUUCUCAUACUAUUUAGCAUUCUCCCUCAUCUCACCCUCCCUUUUCGUCUUUAGUUUGGGACUGACUGCAGGGGAGAAUUAUGAAGCAGGAGAAGGUGGAAGUCAUUAUCAGAAGAAGCAAGUCCUCCACAUUUUUCUUUUAGUUUUUAAGUUUUGAAAUACUUGAUUGAUGUUUUAGUUGAUUAAUAUUCCAUAAAAUUUUAAUAUUCAUUAAUUUUAUAUUUUCAAUAUAGAAUUGUUAAUGUUAAUUUAAUUGAUGUAAAAUUUUGUAUCAUGAUAUAAAAAUUAAUAAACCAUAUCUUGUGAUGUUAAUGUUUUAAAACCAUAUUAACAAUAUUCAUAUCUUCUUGUAUUGUAUUAGAUUACAUUGUUAAUCUUAAUGAAAGAUUUUUGAAAUUUUGUAUGAUGACACAAAAGUUAGUAAAUAUCAUAUUUAAAGAUUUUUGUCUUCAAACCAUAUUAACUGAUAUUCAUAUCUUUCUGUAAUAAAUUAUAUUUUUUGACAAAAAAAAAAUAUUUAGGAUGAUUGUUGGAUUCGGUUCAAGGUUGGUUUUGGACCCAAACCAGUCAGUUGGAUCCAAGGCAAGCUCUAGAUUGGCUUGGACCAAAUUUGACAUAGGUUGGAUCCCUUGAUUGAGGUAGACUAGAUCUGACUUAGGUCAGGUCCGACAUGACUUUGACAACAAGUCGGUGUGGCUCAAUUGUAACAUCUCAUUAGUCCCAUAUCGGAAGUGGGCAAUGUGUAUGAUUGGCUUAUAUGGGCCUGAUGAGUGUACUACGUUAACUCUCGCUUAAGCAUUUUGGUCCGUGGUUGAAGGACCAAAAUGGAGUUAUUGGCCAGUUGGCUCAUCAGACUUGGGUCGUGACAUCAAUGGCCCAACAUGGUCCAAUGGCCUCGAGUGACUUGAAUAGCCUGGAGUGGCUUGACGCUCGAUAAGGCUGAACCCAAACCAGGCCAAUUUAAGUUGGUUCAGUAGAUUCAAUGUGAUUUAAGCUGAUUUAAAUCUGAUACAGGUCAGUUUUGGAUGAUUCCAGAUGGGCUCGAGUUGAUUCAGGCUUGUUCAGCUUGAUUUGAGGUCAGCUUAACUCGAAACUAGAGCACUUCAAGUUGAUUUUAUGUGAUUCUAGAUACAUUCUAGUUGUAUCAAGCCAGGUCAACUUGAGUCCAAGCCAGUUCAGCUUGAGUUUAGGCCAAUCUCAGGACUAGCGGGCUAGUUACCCCUUUAUCUCUUGGUCUAGUGAAUUUUAAGAGAUUCUAUAUGAUGUUGUUUUAUGAAUUUUAAGAUUAAUCAAUCAUUAACUUUAACCAUUAAAUGAAAUCGAUGUUGAUAUUAUGAUGUGUAUGUUUGACAUGAAUUUUACUAUAUGUAUGAAGUACAUGUGGCUGUGGUGAGUGAUCGAAAUUGGACAUUUUAUGCAUCCUCGACAAAGGGGCUACCAACCCAUCAUAGUACAGAAAUUCCACUGGACUGGAUCUAUCAUGCCAUAUACCAAGUAUGGUCUGUGUUGACACUUUCAAUAUAUAUUUAAACGUCUCUUAGAAUGUGUGUAUAGAUGAAUGAAACUACAAAUGAAUGAAUGUGAUAAUACAAUGAUACAGAUGAGGACAUUGUUUUUCUAUAAAGGGCAAGCAAACCAGUACUUGUAGGGUGAUUACUGGACUGUCAGAUAUGACGACUUCAUAGUUCCUCCAUCUACUCCAUUUGUUGUUACAAGGAACAUGUAUUGGCGGAUGAGGGAUAACAAACACUCUGUUGAGAGGAAGAUAUGAGUUUUGUUUAUAUGCUAUUGGGAGAAUAUAAGAGAUCAUGUAUUGACAGAUGAGGGAUACCACUCUUAUAUGUUGUAUGUGGAGCCUCAGCCUCUCCAUCUAUUAUUGGAAAAGUGCACCAUCAAGUAUUCGAUCUUUCUGCAUAUAUUAUACGUGGAUGUCCCUUAACAGUUGUGUAGAUAUUAGGCUAUGUAAUAUGAGUAUUCAUGACAUAUGCAAAUUUUUUUAUCAGAUGAAUGGAAAUAUUUCAUAAAUAUUGAAGGUUUAUCUUUAUGAUUUUAAGAUUUCUCAAAGAUUUCUGUAAUAUCUCAAGAAUUGUUUACUUUCCUUGUAAAUAGUUGAUUUGAUCUAUGUUACAAUAAAAUGUAAAUGAUUGAGAAAAGCACAAUUAAAAAAAAAGAAAGACUAUGUAAUUAUGGAUUUCUAAAUAAACGUUUCCACGCGGUAUGAAGUUUCAACAAUUGGAAAACUUGUUUCAGCCUACAAUACCCCUCGAUUUCUUUACACACACGCCAUCAACAUAACACGAUGGAGAUAUCAAUCCAUAUGCAAAUCGUCCCCCAAUUUACAAAAGCGAACACCUUUUGACUAAAAAGAGCUCCUUUUAAUCACAGGGUGGAAAUGAAAAGCAUAUGCAUACAUCGAAUGCAUCAUCAAGAAGAUAGCUAAAUAACGAAAAAGAUCAUGAAAUGGGAUUGGAGAACAGUAUGGAAAACGAUUUAAAGAACCUGCUUCGGUGCGACGACACAUGCGUACCUGAAAUGGGGGGU